Rhinocladiella mackenziei CBS 650.93 is the source of this 1461-nucleotide messenger RNA. RefSeq lists its product as uncharacterized. Bases 1 to 1461 code for a protein of 486 amino acids. Gene Ontology annotation, cellular component: fungal-type vacuole membrane. Gene Ontology annotation, biological process: transmembrane transport. Gene Ontology annotation, molecular function: transmembrane transporter activity. The transcript has 2 exons. The record is from RefSeq and is a predicted model, not a curated record. Lineage: Eukaryota; Fungi; Ascomycota; Eurotiomycetes; Chaetothyriales; Herpotrichiellaceae.
AUGUCACUUAGGUUUCUGACCCCACUGUACGUCGAAACCGGGCUGAAAGCAUGGAUUGCCUCACCCUACAAUACCAAGGUCUUAUGUCUCCAACGCUAUGUGCGUUUCUUUGCAUAUGGAGGCUCUGCCCUCAUUCUAGCCUUGUACCUGUCCAGCCUGAACGUGUCAGACCAGAAAAUUGGCCUAUUUAUGACAUUGACCCUAUUGGGCGAUGUGCUUAUCAGCUUGGUUUUGACCGCUGUCGCGGAUGGCAUUGGGAGGAGACGCAUGCUCGCUGUUGGGGCAUUGCUAAUGACUGCCAGUGGCGUCACGUUCGCUUUGUCUAGUGAAUACUGGAUCUUGGUGCUGGCCAGUGUUCUGGGUGUGAUCAGUCCCAGUGGCAACGAAAUCGGUCCCUUCAAAGCAAUCGAGGAAUCCACGAUUUCACAUCUCACGCCCUCCGCCGAGAGAAGUAAUGUUUUGGCUUGGUACAUUAUCGCUGGUCUCGGAGGCGCCGCUUCAGGAACAAUCACCUUCGGGUGGGUUGUGCAGCAGUUGCAAGUCAAAUAUUCAUGGUCACCUCUUGAGUCGUACCGCAUAGUUUUCUGGGCAUAUGCUGCCUUCGGUCUUGUCAAAUUCGUUCUGGCACUCAUGCUUGGCUCCGAAUGUGAGCUGGCUCCUGAAACCUCGACCCGGCCAGACACCCAUUCAGAGAUAUCAGUGAGCGAAACGUCAGCCCUUCUUCCUCAAGGAGAGGAUUCAACGCCUAAAGUGGCAGUGCAAGGUCAACCCGUCAAGUCAUGGUCACCAAAGACCUUGCUCCCCGGUCUCUCGAAAGAAACUAGGGGUGUAAUUCUCAAGUUGUGUUUUCUUUUUGGUCUUGACAGCCUCGCAUCAGGCCUUGCGCCGGUAUCGUGGAUGUCCUAUUUUCUCCACCACAAGUUUGACCUCUCCGAAGGUCGACUGGGAAGCUUAUUCUUCGCUUGCAAUAUCUUAUCAUCCUCUUCAAAUUUAUUCGCCCCUUCGCUAGCACGCCGGCUUGGCCUCGUCAAGACCAUGGUUUUCACCCAUGUCCCAGCUUCACUUGCCCUUGCUGCGAUUCCACUUCCCAACGACGCUGGUUUGGCCAUGAUGUUUGUCCUCUUUCGCGCCAGUGUGAAUAGCAUGGACCAAGCUCCCCGACAAGCAUUUCUAGCCGCUGCUGUGCAACCUUCUGAGAGAACUGCCGUCAUGGGACUCGUCAACGUCGUCAAGACUCUCUGCCAAAGCGCAGGUCCGGUAGUCACCGGCAUCUUCGCGAAUCGACACAUGUUUGGUCUCGCGUUCAUCGUCGCCGGCGCUCUCAAGAUUGUGUACGAUAUUUUGAUGCUGGCAAUGUUCCUUGGUUAUCGAACCGUGGAGGAACGGGCCGAGGAAAAUAUUGAGGCUGAAAUAGAAACGGAGCGGGAAGAGGGGACAGAUGAUUUCCAAAGCGCUGCGUGA